Molecule: messenger RNA, 1424 nt
Organism: Physeter macrocephalus (sperm whale)
Lineage: Eukaryota; Metazoa; Chordata; Mammalia; Artiodactyla; Physeteridae
Product: polyglutamylase complex subunit TTLL1-like
Exons: 5
Coding region: 907-1320 (137 amino acids)
Biological process (GO): microtubule cytoskeleton organization; protein polyglutamylation
Cellular component (GO): cilium
Molecular function (GO): tubulin binding; tubulin-glutamic acid ligase activity
Source: RefSeq, a predicted model, not a curated record
AUACAAAAUAGCUUUCUAUUGAGCUUGUUUAAGUAGAUAUUUUAAGCUAUUUUUCAGGCUAAGAUUAGAGUUUUGUGAGUCAUCAAUCUUAAAACUUGGACAAUGAGUUACUUUUUUUAAAAAAUGACACUGAAAGUAUCACUGUUCAUCUUUCAGAUUUAACAUAAAGGAAUUAGAAAGGACUGCGUCUGGGUCAGUGUCAGCAAAUCUCAGACCUAUGAUUAUCAAGGGCUCUCAGCAUCAUGGUCGUGGCUGACUGUGUGACACGCACCUAAAACUCUACCCCAAAUUCCACGUGGGUCUCUGAGUCCUAAUGUACCUGCUUAAUUCAGGCAAGCUCUUCCCAGCAACUCUAAGCUAUCCUUUUUUAUCAACUCUAGCAGAAAAAAAGAGCUGCUCUUUUCCAAUAUUUUGGACAAAUUCCUGGGAUUGAAACAUCUUGGUCCAACAUAGGUCAGGUGCCUAGCUCUGAACCCAUCAUUGAGGCUGGAAGACAGAAUAUGCUGAUUCAACCAGGCCUCAGCCUCAUGCCACCUGAAGCUGGCUAGUGGUCAACCCACUUCAUGGAAUAAGAGAAGAAGGGGUGGUCCCUUCUAAGGAAACUGGAGUUCUGCUGCCUGAAAAAGGGGUGAAUGGAUUCUGGGAAGGCUUAAUAACAGAAGUUUACCACAUAUAUCGAUCUUUUAGGCAUUGCUUCAAAAUCUUUGAGGAUUGAAGUUUGCUAUGAAAAAAGACUGAGGCCAACCUUUGGAUUCCCUCCGCUACAUCAUGCCAAGAAAGCUCUAGCAUCUCAACCUCAUUAACUGUAGACCACCACUGACUCCAAAUUUUAGUCAACCAAAGCAAUGGUACUGUUUCAAGAAGAACUGAGAUGGCAAAAAAAGACAGUGGAAAAUUGGCCAUGUAAUGACUUGCAGUCAAUCCCCGAAGGCCGUGGCGCCCGUGAUGAACAACGACAAACACUGCUUUGAGUGCUACAGCUAUGACAUCAUCAUCGACGACAAGCUGAAGCCCUGGCUGAUCCAGGUGAACGCGUCCCCAUCCCUCACCUCCAGCCCUGCCAAUAACCGAAUCCUUAAGUAUAACCUGAUUAAUGACACCCUCAACAUUACCGUCCCUAACGGCGAAAUUCCAGACUGUAAAUGGAACAAGUCACCCCCAAAGGAAGUCCUUGGCAAUUAUGAAAUUCUGUACGACAGGGAGCUGGCACAGGGCGACGGGGCUGACCGAGAGCUGAGAAGUCGGCUGGGCCAGUCGCUGGGGCCCAGAGGGGGCCGAUCGAGAGACUCCGGGAGGACCGUCCUCACAACCUGGAAGUGACCACCAGCGAGAGCAAGACUCCAGCCUGCACCCACCCUUGCUGAAGACCUAUUUUGGAAACUUCCUUUUUCUAGAGCUUUUUUCCCUUUCCUAAACCCUGUAAA